This is a messenger RNA of Dentiscutata heterogama, 928 nucleotides long. The record is from the annotation of a GenBank genome assembly. Lineage: Eukaryota; Fungi; Glomeromycota; Glomeromycetes; Diversisporales; Gigasporaceae.
AUGCUAUCAUUCAAACCGUUCAUUUUAAUAUGUUUAAUACUUUUGGGAUACUCGACCGUCCUUGGUCAGAGUAAUAAUACUAAUAAUUGUGGUAACCCAAUAAAUGAUCCUUGCCUCAUGGCUAAUAAAUCAUUAAGCAUUUGUGGUGGGACACUAGUAAUACCAACUAAUACGUUAAAUAAUACUUCUACCGUUUUGGUAGUAACUGAUAAAAGAUUAGCUAAUUGUCAGUGUAAUCAACAAUAUUAUACAAAUCUUACACAAUGUUUAGCUUGUUAUAAUGUUAAUAAUAUUGGGAACGUUUCUAUCGCUAAUUUGAAUGAUUAUAAGUCUGCAUGUACUAAAUUGGGUGUACCGUUUACUGCUGUUAGUCCAGUUUUACAACCAGACACAACUGCUGGUACAGCAAAAAGAGUUCUAAUUGGGGUAAUUGUAGGUUUGGUCGGUAUAAUGUUGAUAGGUGUAGGUCUUUGGCUAUUUUGGCGUAAAAGCUCAAGUCACCCAAAAUUGGAUAGCGCUCCUCCUCCUGAUCUGGAUCAUGAUCAAUAUAUCCCUCCUCCACCUAUAUCUACGACUGAAGCAAACACAGAAGUGGUUCAGCCUACUUUACCCACUGUACCUCUAUACGGUAGUGGCCAACCUGGACAAUACUUUGGUGCUGGUAUACCAUCUUCUCCUCCCCCUGAUCGAUACAACCAAUAUUAUACUAGUCGACCAUCUCCUCCACCAGGACAACAAGCUUCAUAUGGAGGCGUUCCUCCAAGACCUUCAUCUCCAUCACAAAGUCAACAUCCGUCAUAUUACAGCGUUAGUAGUUCUCAGCCAAUUUUACGUCCAUCUUCGGGUGAUAGUAUGACGGGUAAUUACUCACAGCAGCAACAUUAUUCUGGACAAUUUGGUGGAAUACCUGAACAGGAACAAACUGAUA